Exaiptasia diaphana is the source of this 979-nucleotide messenger RNA. RefSeq lists its product as uncharacterized. The record is from RefSeq and is a predicted model, not a curated record. The transcript has 7 exons. Lineage: Eukaryota; Metazoa; Cnidaria; Anthozoa; Actiniaria; Aiptasiidae. The annotation marks the transcript as partial.
AUGACAGAAAAUUCUAGUUCUGACUCGGCAAUGAGCUUUGAUUCGGAUGACCCCGAGUACAAGUAUAUUCCUGUACCUGAAGUACUCAAGGUGACAACGGCUACAAACAGCGAAUACCAACUUUGCCCAAAAAUUAUGCAGCAAUCCGGACCUAUGUUGGCUGACGAUGCGGAUCAUCAAGUUACAAGAAGUUACAAUGUUCUGGUCCGUGGUGAAAAGGAGAAAGAGGGAAUAUCUUCAUCGUUGAAGAAUACAGAGGUCAAUGUAAUACUGGACUUUGAUAAAGAUGAUAUCCCUCGCUCAUUGCGACCACCGACUACAGCCGAACAUAAAGUCACUAAAUUCAAAAGUAAAAGACAUGAUGAGGAGAAGAAGAAACGAAAGUCAAAAGAUAUUAAAUUACCAGAUGUGCCAGUGAAGAAAGAUCUUCAAUACGAUAAAUAUYAUACAUCUGAAGCCGAAUUACAAAUACCAUCCCAGAGCAUAAAUUCUCCAAAAUCAUUGCAAUCAGAAGAAGUAAAGAAGAAAUCAUCUGACAACAUCGAACUCCAGCUUUUUAAUAAAAAGAGCUUUGAUAAGAAGAAAGCGUCACUGACGACAAAGGAUUCAAAAGGACAAAAAACAAAAGUGGUACUCAAAACUCACGCUAUUGAACGUCUUGAAGAAAAGAGAGAAUCAUCCAAACCACUAGCUGCAGAAGACGUAAGAGAUGGUAGCAAAGCCGAGGAAAGGGGCAUUUCGGGAUGUGAUGUACUUUUUGGAAAGAAAGUACCCCCGUCGUCCAAGGAUAGCGACACGUUCGAUCUCUCUACACCUGACAGACAUAACGUCCAACCAGUAUGGCGUCUAUUGACGAAACCCAAAGAUCCUUCUUUAGACAGUGAACUCAUCAACAAAAGAACAAAUCAUAAAAAGGCCAAAAGAAAGGGAUCAAGGGCAUCGCAGAGGAUGUGCUCAGAGGAAGAGCCGCCCAGUGAAG